CGAAAAUAUCUAUCUUCCUUGGAAGUGUGGGAACUUGGAGGGGAUUCCAAUACCAAAGUGUGGCAACUAAGCAUGAUGUGAAACAAGAGGAAUGGGAUGCAGGGUCAUUGGGGCGAUCGAUCCAUCACGCAAACAUAUAUAACUGGCUAGUGAUGCAUCGUCGAGCAGUGGCUAUAGCUGAUAUAUCUACCGAUGGCAGGUGUCACAUGGGAUUCUUCACAGGAGACGAUGAGUCGCCGGUGGAGCCUCGCCGGCAUGACGGCGCUCGUCACCGGAGGAACCAAGGGGAUCGGGCUUGCCAUCGUGGAGGAGCUGGCCGGGCUGGGCGCCAAGGUGCACACCUGCGCACGCAACGCCGCCGGCCUGGACAAAUGCCGGCGGCGAUGGCAGAGCAAGGGCCUCCACCAGCUGGUCACCACCUCCGUCUGCGACGUCUCCGUGCGCGGCGACAGGGAGACCCUCGUCGGCACGGUCCGCGACCUCUUCCACGGCAAGCUCCACAUCCUUGUCAACAACGCCGGGCAGUCCCUGUACAAGGCGGCCGCGGACACCACGCCGGAGGAGUAUACCCGUCUCAUGGCCACCAACCUCGACCCCUGCUUCCACCUCUCGCAGCUCGCGCACCCGCUGCUCCGGCAAGCCAGGGCCUCCUCCGUGCUGCUCAUCUCCUCCGUCACCGGCUACAUCGCCUACCCGGCGCUCUCGGUUUAUUCACUCACCAAGGGGGCCAUGCACCAGCUCGCCAGGAGCCUGGCCACCGAGUGGGCGACGCACGGCAUCCGCGUUAACUGCGUCGCGCCGGGUGGCGUCGACACCGAUAUCUCCACCACCACGCUCGCCACCGACCCAACCAUGGCGCGGAGGCUCGCCGACAUGGAGACGGCACGGGUGCCCAUGCGCCGCUUCGGCAAGCCCCACGAAGUCGCCGCCGUCGUCGCCUUCCUCUGCAUGCCCGGCGCAGGGUACAUCACGGGCCAGGUCAUAUGCGUCGAUGGCGGACGCACAAUAGCAGCCAAGCUAUGACUUCUCCUCAACAACAAAUAUUAUGAUGAUACAGAGGGAGUACUUGUAAAUUGUAAUCGUGAGAAGCUGCAUCCAAGGCUACAAGCUAAGUUUUGCUUGAUUA
Messenger RNA from Hordeum vulgare subsp. vulgare (domesticated barley), 1126 nucleotides. RefSeq names its product tropinone reductase homolog At2g29290-like. The coding region runs from base 193 to 1023 and encodes 276 amino acids. Gene Ontology annotation, molecular function: oxidoreductase activity. The transcript has 2 exons. The record is from RefSeq and is a predicted model, not a curated record. Lineage: Eukaryota; Viridiplantae; Streptophyta; Magnoliopsida; Poales; Poaceae.